Thecamonas trahens ATCC 50062 is the source of this 760-nucleotide messenger RNA. Its product is annotated as 40S ribosomal protein S6. Gene Ontology annotation, biological process: translation. The record is from RefSeq and is a predicted model, not a curated record. Gene Ontology annotation, molecular function: structural constituent of ribosome. Bases 24 to 731 code for a protein of 235 amino acids. The transcript has 2 exons. Gene Ontology annotation, cellular component: ribosome. NCBI's taxonomy places the organism in Eukaryota, Apusomonadida, Apusomonadidae.
CUUCUGUACAAUUCGACGCGAGGAUGAAGAUUAACAUCGCGAACCCGGCGACCGGCGCCCAGAAGCUGCUCGAUGUUGAGGACGACCUCAAGGUCCGCCACUUCAUGGACAAGCGGAUCUCGGCUGAGGUUGCCGCCGACCCGCUCGGUGAGGAGUUUGCCGGCUACGUGUUCAAGAUCACUGGCGGUAACGACAAGCAGGGCUUCCCGAUGAAGCAGGGUGUCCUCCUCCCGCACCGCACCCGCAUCCUUCUCUCCAAGGGUGACUCGUGCUACCGCAGCAAGCGCUCCGGCGAGCGCAAGCGCAAGUCGGUCCGCGGCUGCAUCGUCCAGCAGGACCUCUCGGUCAUCAACGUGGUCAUCGUCAAGCGCGGCCCGGCUGACCUGCCCGGCCUUACCGACGUCUCGCACCCGCGCCGCCUUGGCCCGAAGCGUGUCACCAAGAUCCGCAAGCUCUUCGACCUCGACGAGGAUGAUGAUGUCCGCAAGUUUGUCGUCCGCCGCGCCAUCGAGAAGAACGGCAAGACCUUCUACAAGUCGCCGAAGAUCCAGCGUCUUGUCACGCCCCGCCGUCUGGAGCGCAAGCGCCGCCGCCUCAAUGAGAAGAAGCAGAUCAUCGCCAAGAAGGUCGCCGAGGCCCAGGCUUACGCUGAUCUCCUUGCCGAGCGCGCCUCGAAGCGCAAGGCCGAGCGUGCCGCGCAGCUCGCCAAGAAGAAGAAGGGUGGCAAGUAAGCGAACUCCGUAAACAAACAAAGAAACAA